GAGUCAAAGUCAACGAAACGCCGCAAGAAAUCUCAAGAUAAGAUUAGUACUCGAGAGAACGACGCUGACAAUAUAGAAAGUAACGUUAUUGGCUUGGUGGAGAGGAAACGGCUCUUGCUUGCUGCUCCGGCGGCGAGUAAACGGCGAUCUCUGUUUCUCCGACAGCUUGCUUCUGGCAAAUCACAACUCAGGAACAAAUCUCUCGUCAGAACUAUCGGCAAGACAUGGCGUAAAACAAUGGAAGGAGCUUCUAGAGUUUUCAUCGAGAAGCAUUAUAACAGACACAGGCGUCUCAUCAACGACGUCGUUUAGAAUUCUUCAACCUUUUUAUUUUUUUGUUUUUUUCUUUAAUUACAUUUUGUCCCACUAUUAUUUUACAUUCGUUUGUAUUAUUCUCACGUUUAGUAUUUACAUCUUUCUGUCUUCUUUUUUUACUUUUAAGGCAAAUCACUUUCAUGGUUAAUUUUUUUUUUGUAAAGAUUCUAUCCCAAAUUUAAGUUUGUAUUUUAUAA
This is a messenger RNA of Camelina sativa (false flax), 512 nucleotides long. The record is from RefSeq and is a predicted model, not a curated record. NCBI's taxonomy places the organism in Eukaryota, Viridiplantae, Streptophyta, Magnoliopsida, Brassicales, Brassicaceae.